This is a messenger RNA of Helicoverpa zea (corn earworm), 1365 nucleotides long. RefSeq names its product ankyrin repeat domain-containing protein SOWAHC-like. Gene Ontology annotation, molecular function: protein binding. The coding region runs from base 360 to 1130 and encodes 256 amino acids. The transcript is spliced from 9 exons. NCBI's taxonomy places the organism in Eukaryota, Metazoa, Arthropoda, Insecta, Lepidoptera, Noctuidae. The record is from RefSeq and is a predicted model, not a curated record.
AGUCGUUUCCCUUUAAAUGAUAAGUCACUCGUUUGACGCAGACGAGAGAUUUAUAUCGGGCAAAUUGUAAAGCUUUGCUUUGUGCACGAACCACGUAAUCCUGUUUUAAAUUUAUUAGGUUAGCCGACAAUAAAUUAGUAAAUUCUGUAGUCCGCUGACCCGGAAACGUCGCUUUAAUGAGAUUUUUAUUUUAAGGAUAUUCAAAGGACCCCGGUUCUUAACAACGCUGCUAUGGUAACAUUUUUAUGUCGGGCUAUACAAGUUCAUGUAUCAUUAUGUAGGAUUAAUUACAUUUCGACUUUGUUCCCGCAUGUCGCUCGCCGGUACCUGCCGCCGCUGAUGGUGUGAACGCGUACAACAUGCAGUAUACGGCAAUGCAUUGGGCUUGUAAGCGCGGUGAUGAAAAUUUGGUCAAACUCUUGGGCGGAGUCACUAGGCAAGUGGUCAAUGAACGAUCGAAUGGGGGAUACACACCUCUGCAUAUCGCGAUGCAGUUUCGUCACGAGAAUGUUUGCAAACUAUUAGAAGGAGUUUAUGAUGCUGACCCGAAUGUUCGCGAUUGGUCGGGAAGGAAGCCGAGACAGUACCUAGUCCACAUGGACACAUCACUGUCACCAGGAUCAUACAGAAAAGCAGACUCAUAUGAUUUACGACGGACUGUUACCUCUCCUCCGGUCUUAAGAGUCACUCCGAGCUCGAUUAAUGCUCAAUCAAAAAAAGAAGGAUUUCUCCGCAUUGGUUCGCUUAACGUGAGAGUGAAGAAAACAACGGAAGCGUUUAGCAACUUCCUAGGCGUGGGCGCAACUAGGUCUUCGGCAUACUUACCUAAGUCAGCUCGCGACCGUGAGGAACGGCGGUCGGAGGAUAGCGACCAGCUCAAGAGUUGGGGUUCCGCUGACAAUAUACAGAAAGACGACAAACUGAUGCCACCACCUAAUAGUAACAAAGUGCGCCGCCGCGGCGCUAGCGGUCGCCGGGGGAUCGGAGCAGCGCAUAGCCGAAGCACACCGUCUACACCCGACCAGCCACGAGCUCAAAUUGGUGUGAGUGAAGAAGGAGACUCCGAUUCAGACUCCGCUGCAGGAUUCCACUCAGCAUGGCGACAACAAAGAGCUUCGCACUGCACAUAAAUAUAAGUUAUCAGAUACAUUGUGCCUUAUCCAGAUACAAAAAAUUACUUCAUUUGACAUGGGCAGCUGGACCAACAAAAUAUUUUUUGAUAAAAACCAAAACCAGCAUGAGAAUCUAUUAAAAUUAAAUAAUAAUUAAUCAUUUAAGCAAGUAACAAUCAUCUUGUUCUAUUUAAAUAGAAAUGAAUUGAAAGAUGAGUAUUUUACAUUAACAUAAUGUAGUCAGAUCUAAUUA